UUCGCUCAAGACCCGCAGACACAACUCUCUUUAGAGUCGACCCCCACCAAACCGCCAGGUCCUCGGGCCAAUACCGGUCGUUCGCGUACCAUACUCUAUCCACCGACGAAUGCCAGAGAUAUUCCCCACGACCUCACCCUCUACUAGCAGUUGGCUACAGGAGCACUUCCGGACGCUCGUCACAGCCCCCAAUGACCAUUUCGACAAGCUCUUCACUCGCGACGCGACCGGUGUCGUAGCCGGCAAGUCCGUGGGUCGCGACGGAAUCAAGGCCGCUCUGCUCGCGCUCCACACGGAGUGGAAUGCUACCAGCUGCCGCUUUGGCCCUGCGACAUGCCUAGACGGUUUCGUACGUUCAUCUUGCCUAACCCCCACUUUGAUGGUCACCAACUAUCUGCCUUUGCAGGUCGCGACUCACUGUGAGACAGACGCUCCGUCUCCAGAAUACAAAGUGAAGGCGGCGCAGAGCGCAUAAGCAGCCUCGAGCUGGACGGCGAAGAGGGUCUCUUCGGGAACUGACCGGGGCCCGGCACCUUCGACGGCUGACAAGGCAGCCCCCAUGACAUUGAAGCGCGAGUCGUCGCAGGCUUCCCACCUCGCCCCGGCCCCGGAUCCUGUGGGUACGAGGCGGCGAUUCGCCAGCCGUUUUACCGUUCCUUCUGUCUUGCAUUUCAGUAUUCUAUCUGCGCUCCACGCACUAGGUCUUGUACAACACUACGUACCUCGAUGAUACCUCCACGAUUAUUGCUGCUUCCAUGUUUGACUCGUUAUCCCCCUGUGCUUGUAGGGUCCCA
Molecule: messenger RNA, 794 nt
Organism: Fomitopsis serialis
Lineage: Eukaryota; Fungi; Basidiomycota; Agaricomycetes; Polyporales; Fomitopsidaceae
Exons: 2
Coding region: 110-475 (121 amino acids)
Source: RefSeq, a predicted model, not a curated record